AAUAUUUUAUCAGUUAGUUUUCGAAUUCUCAGACGUUUACAAUUGCGCUAGCAACCACCUCAUAUAUCCUUAGAAGCCUUAAAAAAUAAUAUUUUCAAAAUCAAAAUGAAGUAUAUUGCCGCCGUUUUACUCGCCCUGUUCGCUUUGGCCGCUGCCGAGGAGUACAAGCUACGCAAUCAGGAUGAUUUAUUGAAGGCGCGCAAGGAAUGUGUGGAAGCAAAGAAGGUUCCUGUCGAUCACAUCGAAAAGUAUAAGAAGUUCGAAUUUCCCGAUGAUGAGGUGACACGAUGCUACAUAGAGUGCAUCUUCAACAAAUUUCAAUUGUUCAGCCCCACCGAAGGCUUCAAGACACACAAUCUGAUUGCUCAACUCGGUCAAAGCAAGGAAAAUAAGGAUGCUGUGAAAGCCGAUAUCGAGAAAUGCGCCGACAAGAAUGAACAAAAAUCAGAUUCGUGCACAUGGGCCUAUCGCGGAUUCAAGUGCUUUAUUAGCAAGAACCUGCCGCUGGUGCAGGAAAGUCUUAAGAAGAACUAAGAUUACACGUUCACACAAGAAGACAAAGGAGUAAGGUGUUGCCGGCGGUGCCAAACAAACAUCAUAAGCCAUCAAAAAACAACAUACGCAAAUAAACUACAAUAUUUAAACCGAUGCAGCAGCAACCAAAUGAGCUACCAAUAGCUCAGACCAAUGAUCCAAUAUUUCUGUCUACUCCAACAAGUUACAAGGCGCCGGCAAAGUAGCUGCAAAUGUUGAUCAAAUAAGAGAUAUGUAAAACAAAUGAACAUAGUACGGUUGAGUCAUCUUGAAACGUCCUGUUAUUUUCGCAUUUAACUAUUAUUUUUUGUUCGCACAUCAACAAUUGUAUUCAUGCAUUCGAUGUUAACUUUCGACAAAUAAAAAUGAAAUGAAUUACAAUGAGCAAAAAGUA
Messenger RNA from Rhagoletis pomonella (apple maggot), 928 nucleotides. RefSeq names its product general odorant-binding protein 99a (gene Obp44a). The transcript has 2 exons. The record is from RefSeq and is a predicted model, not a curated record. Gene Ontology annotation, molecular function: odorant binding. NCBI's taxonomy places the organism in Eukaryota, Metazoa, Arthropoda, Insecta, Diptera, Tephritidae. Gene Ontology annotation, biological process: sensory perception of smell. The coding region runs from base 106 to 534 and encodes 142 amino acids.